Messenger RNA from Annulohypoxylon maeteangense, 2302 nucleotides. RefSeq names its product ring finger protein. Gene Ontology annotation, molecular function: zinc ion binding; ubiquitin conjugating enzyme binding; ubiquitin protein ligase activity. The transcript has 3 exons. Gene Ontology annotation, cellular component: cytoplasm; ubiquitin ligase complex. Lineage: Eukaryota; Fungi; Ascomycota; Sordariomycetes; Xylariales; Hypoxylaceae. The record is from RefSeq and is a predicted model, not a curated record. Gene Ontology annotation, biological process: positive regulation of proteasomal ubiquitin-dependent protein catabolic process; protein polyubiquitination; ubiquitin-dependent protein catabolic process. The coding region runs from base 383 to 1981 and encodes 532 amino acids.
GCUUUCUCGAGUUGUCGAGUUGUCGAGUGAUACACGGCCGUGCCACACCAUUUCUGACUGGGUAGAUCAUCACGGGGUCAUUCCAAACCCAUAACGUAGCCUGUCGACACCCACUAAAGCGUCACGCAACACUAUUUACCUUGCUUAUCGUAGGCUAUUUAUUGCCUUCGAACAUCUCAAUUACCCAUCAACCGAGGCUCGUCGUUGACGAGCAUCUCCCGAGCCAACAUUUUAAACCGACAAGAUUCCUCCCACAACGAGAAAGCGGAAAGCCGCUGAGGCGAAGAUAGCUGCGGACACUGGCGAGGCCCUUCCUAACAAGAGAGUCCUCGCCCCAGCAGCUGCUGAAGACAACGCGGCACCGCCCACCCCCAUCACCGGUAUGGAUUCCGACGAGGACUUCGUGUCGACUGUCUCUAGUGGGGACGACAUGAUGCAGGAUGAGAGCGAUAAUGAUGAUUUGUCUGGAGCCGAAGACUUCGAUGUAUUCGAUGACGAACCCGACGAUAUACCCGGUAUUCCCUCGCAAAAGUCCGACAAGAAGAAGGGAGUGUCUUUCGACAUCAGCUAUAGAGUAUACACCCCACACGAUAUUCAGGACCAACAAGAAGAAAUGGUAAAUGAAGUAAAUAUGAUCUUAGAGAUGAGCAAGGAGGAUGCCGCCAUAUUACUCCGAUACUUUCGUUGGAAUAAGGAACGAUUGAUCGAAGACUAUAUGGAUAACCCUACCAAGGUUUUAGAGGCUGCGGGCCUGGGUUUUAGCUCUUCUAGCCCUCCUAAACUUCAGGUCAUACCAGGAUUUAUGUGUGAUAUUUGUUGCGAGGACGAGGCGGGGCUUCAAAGUUUUGCGAUGAAGUGCGGCCACCGAUAUUGCGUCGAUUGCUACCGACAAUAUCUGACACAGAAAAUUCGCGAGGAGGGCGAGGCAGCCCGCAUCCAGUGUCCUGCCGAAGGGUGCAACCGUAUCAUCGAUGCUCGAUCGCUCGAUUUACUUGUGACUUCUGACUUGGCCGGUCGAUAUCAAGAGUUACUCAACCGAACUUAUGUCGAAGACAGGGAUGUACUUAAGUGGUGUCCCGCGCCUGAUUGCGAGAACGCCGUCGAGUGUGCUAUUAAAAAGAAAGAUCUGGAUAAGGUGGUGCCGACUGUUGCUUGCGCCUGUGGCAAUAGGUUCUGCUUUGGUUGUAUCUUAAACGACCAUCAACCGGCUCCUUGCGAACUGGUUAAGAGGUGGUUAAAGAAAUGCGCCGAUGAUAGCGAAACAGCAAAUUGGAUUUCAGCGAACACCAAAGAGUGCCCCAAGUGCAACUCCACGAUCGAGAAGAAUGGAGGGUGCAACCAUAUGACAUGCAGAAAAUGCAAACACGAAUUCUGCUGGAUGUGUAUGGGACUCUGGUCGGAACAUGGCACAAGCUGGUACAACUGUAACAGAUUCGAGGAGAAGAGCGGUACAGAGGCACGAGACGCCCAGGCUAGAUCCCGAGUAUCUCUCGAGCGAUAUCUCCACUACUACAACCGGUAUGCCAACCACGAGCAGUCGGCGCGUCUCGACAAGGACAUCUACCAGAAGACGGAGAAAAAGAUGGUGCAGCUGCAGACGGCUUCGGGCAUGUCCUGGAUCGAGGUUCAAUACUUGAACUCGGCAUCCCAAGCCCUGCAGACUUGUCGACAGACGCUGAAGUGGACUUACGCUUUUGCCUUUUACCUAGCCCGAAACAACCUGACGGAGAUUUUUGAGGAUAACCAAAAGGAUCUAGAACUUGCGGUCGAGGCUUUAUCUGAAAUGUUUGAGAAACCUAUCUCGGAGUUAUCGGAGUCUAAACUGAAAGUUGAUAUUAUGGACAAGACGGCGUAUUGCAACCGUCGCCGGGUUAUCUUGUUGGAAGAUACGGCAGACAACUUAGCUAAUGGUCGGUGGACUUUCAAUGUAGAUUUGAAGGGUAACGCUCCUGGAGCUGGCGGGGUCAGCUCUCGCGGAUAAAUUGUAUUGUAAGCAUAGAUAGAUGGCGAUCAUGGGCGGCGUUCUGGCGCAUAUUGUGUUUAUGCUCUCUUGCCAAUUUAUCACGUACGCCAUUCCAGCGCAUUCUCUUGCAGACACGAAUGCCACUACGCGUACCAUCUCAUCUACAUAUACGAGUCCAUCUUGAUCGGUUUCGUCUAUACCUCGACCCCCUCUCAGCAGUAUUAGGGUACUAGGUAAUCAUGGGAAUCGGAUAUCCAUGAAUUACACCACUCGAGAAUGAAGCUCAUAUCUAACUAGCAUAGUCCCGUAUCCUAAUACAUAGCAACAUUCAUCCCAUAA